Molecule: messenger RNA, 870 nt
Organism: Helianthus annuus (common sunflower)
Lineage: Eukaryota; Viridiplantae; Streptophyta; Magnoliopsida; Asterales; Asteraceae
Product: 22.0 kDa class IV heat shock protein
Exons: 1
Coding region: 90-665 (191 amino acids)
Biological process (GO): response to heat; response to salt stress; protein complex oligomerization
Source: RefSeq, a predicted model, not a curated record
AAAUUCAACACACAGAAUUGAAUUCACACAGUUACACCAUCACUAACACACACAUAUUCUCUUAUACAUCUUUAAACCAACCACCAAAAAUGGCAAUCUCAAAGACAAAAACAAUCACAUUCUUGUUCAUGUUCUUAACAACAACAACACUAGCAUUCAUGAUCACAAAAACCAACGCUCUAAUCCCAUACAGAACACCUCUAUGGGAACUCAUGCAUCCAUCAGAAGACCCAUUCAAGAUUUUAGAACAAACCCCACUCAAUCUCCCCAAAAAUUUAGAAACAAUCAACCUGGCACGUGCCGACUGGAAGGAGACCACAACCCAUCACGUGAUCACCCUGGAUGUGCCCGGGAUGAAGCAAGGGGACAUAAAGAUCGAGGUGGAGGAGAACCGGGUGUUGAGAGUGAGCGGAGAGCGAAAACCGGACGCCGAAAACGACGGGGAUAAGUGGCACAGGGCGGAGAGGACGAGUGGAAAGUUUUGGAGGCAGUUUAGGUUGCCGGUGAAUGCUGACGUGGAUAAGAUAAAUGCGGUUCUUGAAGAUGGUGUGUUGAGGAUUAAAGUGGCGAAGGUGGCUCAGGAGAAGAAGCAGGCUAAGGUUGUUGAUAUUGUUGGGGGAGAUGGGUCUGGUGAAGAUGUUAGAGCAACCAAGGUUGAUGGUUGAGUUGUUUUAAGGAUAAUUGAGAGAUGAUGUUUGGUUGAUAAUAUAAUAAUAGUAAUGAUGAAAUAAGCAUGAUGUAUAUUAUGACUUAUGAGUGUCUAAAAUUUAUGUUUUUGGAAUGAUAAAGUGUGUAUUAUAAUGGAGAAGUGUAAUUUGCUUUAGUUUUUUAUGCAAUGUAAUUUAAAGAUGGUUAAAACUUUUGAGGAAA